Desarmillaria tabescens is the source of this 1056-nucleotide messenger RNA. RefSeq names its product dehydrogenase. The coding region runs from base 1 to 1056 and encodes 351 amino acids. Gene Ontology annotation, molecular function: oxidoreductase activity, acting on NAD(P)H. Lineage: Eukaryota; Fungi; Basidiomycota; Agaricomycetes; Agaricales; Physalacriaceae. The record is from RefSeq and is a predicted model, not a curated record. The transcript is spliced from 6 exons.
AUGUCUCAAACUCACGAAAUCCCCACACAUAUGAAAGCUGCCGUCACCUUGGGCAAUACCAAGGUAGCGUUGCAGUCAGAUGUUCCUGUGCCAAAACCCGGUCCAGGACAAUUUCUUGUUAAAGUCAUUGCAGCAGCGCAAAAUCCUCCUGACUGCUUUUCGCUCCACCAGAACGUAACUACGGGCUUAGUGAUAGGUCUCGAUUAUGCAGGCAUAGUAGUCGAUAUUGGCUCGGACGUCCCUCCUGGUCAGCGCCAUGUCGGUGAGCGAGUUGCUGGGUUUAUUAACGGUGGCAGGACAAAAGAGUGGACUGGCACCUUUGCAGAGUACUGUUUGGCCGAGGCCCACUUGGUGCUAAAUUUCCCCGAGUCGAUUAGCUUUGAAGAUGCUUCGAGUCUCGGACUCGCCGGGUUUACAGCGUGCCAGCUCCUCUGGCUUAACCAUCGUGCUCUCCCGACGCCUGAUGCACCAACACAAAAGCCUUUUCCUCUACUAGUUUGGGGUGGGGCAUCGUCCGUUGGCCAGUACACUGUUCAACUGGCCAAGCUCUCCGGUCUCACGGUCAUCGCUACUGCAUCUCCUAAAAACUUUGAUCUGGUCAAAUCUCUUGGUGCCGAUGCUGUGUUUGACUACCGGGAUCCAGACGUUUGCUCCAAGAUCAAGGAGUUCACGAGCGACGAACUGUCUGAGGCUAUCGAUUGUGUAUCUACUAAGGAUACCAUCGUUCAAGUCGAGCAAUCUCUGGGAAAGAACGGUGGGCACAUAGCUACUGUCAUGCCGGUAUCCACAACGCGAGCGGAUGUGACUUGCGAAUUCAUGCUCGUGUACACCCUCCUUGGCCGGCCUACCAGUACCCCUGUCGUUCCCAAGCAUGUGCACGCCGGCGAACAUUUCGGAAAGACUAUGAGUGAACUCUUAGCAAGGGGAAAAUUGAAGCCGAAUCCUCUCAAAAUCGUACCUAAUGGUUUAAAGGAUGUGCAACAAUGGAUUGAAUAUCAUGAACAGGGAAAGCUAAGUGCAAAGAAGAUUGUUUAUCGGAUUUCUGACACGCCAUGA